Molecule: messenger RNA, 1668 nt
Organism: Penicilliopsis zonata CBS 506.65
Lineage: Eukaryota; Fungi; Ascomycota; Eurotiomycetes; Eurotiales; Aspergillaceae
Exons: 3
Coding region: 285-1379 (364 amino acids)
Source: RefSeq, a predicted model, not a curated record
CGUGUGUGUUGUUUUGGGGCCGACCGUCAGGAGACUUGAGAAAGUUCUUGACUUGAUCCAUCACCAAUUUUUUUUUGUUUUUGUUUUUCUACUGGAAAAAAAUUAUCGUCUCGCCUUUAUAAUCCUUCUGUUUAUAUAUCCUUUCGACCUUCAAACUGUCCUUGACGACUGGUGUUGUCUGCUGUGCACACGCCUAACGGGCUUGACGUCUGAGCCAUCAUAUCACCACCUCAUCUUCCCCCCCCCCUGCGUGUAUAUAUAUAUAUAUCGAUUGAUUUGAUACAAUGACGACCAGAAUGCCUCUGAUGGACCCGGCCAACCAGACCCGGAACUCGGCCAGUAGGGUGACGAGAGAGGGCAAGAAGCUCACCUACACCUUGACGGUUAUGCAGCAGCCGGAACGGGCCAGAGCUUGUGGAUCGGGUGCGAAGUCCUCUGCCGACCGUCGUCCGGUUGACCCGCCACCGGUUGUCGAGCUGCGCAUCCACCAGUCCGAAGUCAACGAUACCGACCAGGGAACAGACAUCACCUUCCAAUAUAAUGCCAACUUCUUCCUUUAUGCGACUCUUGAGCUCGCCCGUCCCAUCGCCCACGGCCGGGUCGCCGGUAGCCCUCAGACCCCCGUCCUGACCGGUGUCCCCGUUGCGGGCGUUGCCUAUCUGGAUCGCCCCAGCCCAGCCGGUUACUUCAUCUUCCCGGACCUGUCGGUUCGCAACGAGGGCCGCUACCGCCUGAACUUCCAUCUCUACGAGGAGGUCAAGGACCCCAAGGAUGCCGAUCCCAACUAUCCCCUGUCUACCGCCGCCAACGCCAAUCCCGGUAAACCCGCCGCGCCUCAAAACCACAUGCACUUCCGCGUCGACGUCAAGUCCCUCGCCUUCAACGUCUAUAGCGCCAAGAAGUUCCCGGGUCUCGCCACUAGCACCUCGCUCAGCCGCAUCAUCGCCGAGCAGGGUUGCCGCGUGCGGAUCCGCCGCGAUGUCCGCAUGCGCCGUCGCAGCGACAAGCAGGCCGGCGCCGCCGGCGGUGACGACUACGACUACGAGGAUGACCAACACGCUCUCGCCGCCCGUUCUCUCGCUACCGAUCGGUAUCCCACUCCGGAAGGUUUCCCUGUCAAAUCCGUCAUCGACCGGCCCCGCUCCACCAGCAACAGCAGCGUCGUGGAACCUCCGCCGUUCGCCGCCCAGCGCCGCCCCUCGGCCGCCCCGGGUGAAUAUGGAGGAUACCCACAACAGCCUCCUGUUGCCUACCAGCGAGCACCCCCCGCGCCGCCCACUCCAACCCCGCCGCCAACCCAUCAUGCCGCCCCGCCUCCUUCUGCGCCUCCGGCGUACCAGUCGCAUCUCUCCUUCGGUGCGUCCCAGUCGCAGUAUUAGACGCCACAGUUGCCGCCCAAAUUGCAUCAAGCAGUGAUCGCGCCGCCUCCGCCUCAGUAUCAGCAGCAGCAGCACCAUCAUCAUCCGCCGCCGCUCCCGUCCGCGCAGCCAACCGGCAGCAGCCUCUACUCCCCUCGCCUCUCCAACACCGCUUCAACUCGCAGCCUGUCAAACACCCCCUAUUACGACACAUUGCCUAACGGAUACCCUUACCCGCAGCCGCGCCAAGCACCUCCGCCGCCGCCGCCGCCACCACCACCAGCGGCUCCCACGGGCCCCGUUGAGCGCU